This is a messenger RNA of Panicum hallii, 1598 nucleotides long. Its product is annotated as receptor-like protein EIX2. Gene Ontology annotation, molecular function: protein binding. The coding region runs from base 116 to 1447 and encodes 443 amino acids. The record is from RefSeq and is a predicted model, not a curated record. The transcript has a single exon. Lineage: Eukaryota; Viridiplantae; Streptophyta; Magnoliopsida; Poales; Poaceae.
UCUUUGGAUCGCAGCAGGAAUUUAAGAGCACACACAGCUCAGACCUUCGAGCACUCUACUAGCAGAUAGCUUUGCUCAUUGCCAGGUACUGCAUGCACAGACCACACCACUUGCUAUGCAUCCCUCCGCUGCCAAGUUCUUGCUUCUUCUCGUGGCCGCCGCCUCGAGCUUCUUGUCGGUGGCAUCGCAUGGACUGCCGCCGCGGCAGCUCAAGCGGAACGCGAGCUGCGUGCCGCACGAGAGGGACGCGUUGCUGGCCUUCAAGGAAAACAUCACCAGCGACCCUGAAGGCAUCCUCUCGUCGUGGCGACGAGGGCGGAAGGACUGCUGCCGGUGGAUGGGCGUCACCUGCAGCAACCAAACCGGCCAUGUCCUCGAGCUUGAUCUAAGCUAUAGAAAUUUGGCAGGCCAGAUAAGUCCUUCCUUACUGUCUCUAGAGCAUCUGGAGCACUUGGAUUUAGGCGGCACAUACUUAUCUGGUCAUGAUGGUCGUUUUCCCGAAUUCCUGUGUUCUUUCAAAAACUUGCGAUAUCUCGACCUCUCGUUCUUGUCGUUUGCGAGCAGACUGCCUGCUCAACUUGGCAACCUUUCCACACUGGAAUACCUUUACCUCAAUGACGCAUACUCUUUGCCGAGUGAGGUGCCGCCUCAGCUCGGUAACCUCUCAAACCUGCGACAUCUUGGUCUCGCUUAUAAUUAUUUGUACACAACCGAUAUCUCAUGGUUAGUUCGUCUUCAUCAGCUUGAGUAUCUUGAUAUGGCAGGCAUAAAUCUAAGUACAAUAGAUAAUUGGCUUCAUGUGGUAAACAUGAUUCCAUCUCUGAAGUCUCUCUCCCUUAGGAACUGCUCCCUUCCCAGAGCAAACCAAUCGCUCACUCACAUAAACCUCACAAAACUUGAGAUGCUUGUUUUAUCCAAGAACUACUUUGGGCACCCAAUUGCAUCCAGUUGGUUUUGGAACAUAACAAGCAUUCAACAACUCGAGCUAUAUUCAACCUAUCUUUACGGUCCUUUCCCUGAUGCACUAGGACGAAUGACGUCCCUCUCUUACCUGGGAUUUUGGGAAAAUGGAAACUCAGCCACGAUGGCAGUAGACUUGAAAAAUCUAUGUGAAUUGGAUACUCUGUUGCUCGAUGGGAGCCUAUCAUCUGGGAACAUAACAGAGUUCAUAGAGAAGUUGCCACAAUGUUCUUCUAGCAAAUUACAGCACCUAAAUUUGAAUGACAAUAAUAUGACAGGAAUAAUGCCACACGUAAUGGGGCACUUAACCAGCUUAGCUGCUCUUAGCCUAUCUAACAACAGCAUUAGUGGAUCUAUAUCACCAGGGCUACAGAAUUUCACUAGUUUGGAGGAAUUAUUUCUCAGUUCCAACCACCUUAGUGGCCAGAUACCAUUGCUGCCAAGAGGCCUUGUCUGGGCAUUUUCACUUCGGAGCUCCAAAUAUUAAUGUACUAAUUCUAUCCUCUAAUAAAAUUACUGGUCCCAUUCCUGAAAAGUUUUGUGAGUUGCAAUAUCUAAGUGACUUGGAUUUGUCAAACAAUUCUUUCGCGGGAGAACUUCCUAUAUGUUCUUCGAUGCCAUACCUACACUCCUUGCUC